GCGGAAAGACAUGGCGACGGCGCUGCGGCCCCGGCACCCGGCCCCGGUCACCUCGGCUGGAGCCUCUACCUUCACAGGCCCGGCGCUCGCUGGUCUCUAUAGCAACCCGCCGAGCUCCGGACGGCACACGACUGGGACCAAACUAGACCAUGCAGUGAACCGGGCCCCAGGACACCCCAGCCAUCCUGACACACCACUCAACAUCUACGAAGGAGGACUGGGGGCCCAGCAGCAGCAGUGUCCCAGUGCCCAAGGAAACAAGCCCAGGAACUUCCGGCUGCGUCAUCUCCGAAGUCUGGCUCUUUACUUGCCUGGCCACAUGCAGCCAGCUGGCCAGUGUCAGGGCCACUGGCUGGGCCUGCUCAUGGCUGGGAGCAGCCUGCCAAGGCCUGAAGGCUCAGCCUGGUCCCUGGACCUCCCACAGGGGACACUGGGCUCAGGUAACAGCCAUUGCUCAGCCUUUCUGGAAGCUCAAUUGCCCAGGAACAGCCUGGGAAAUACAGCUUCCAGUUCCAGCAUGGAGCCAGUGAAGGGUGACCCCUCCCAGUCUGGUCUCCCUGAAGGCUUGGGGCUCAGGUCAAAGAGGUCUUGGAGGGACCUGGAGGGGGCCAUGUGUCCUUUGUGCAAGAGAACCUGCUCUGGGACCUUGGAGAGGCCAUAAGGAUCCUGAAUGCCAGGGCUGGGAACAUAAGGAGGGGAAGAUGGCCGAGGAGGAGGAGGAGGAGGAGAAGGAGGAGGAGGCAGGUCCACAGAGGAAGGGCUCAGCCCCAGCAGCAGCCUUCUCCACUGAGGUGGCCUCCACAGCUACUGAGCACCAGGCCUGGGCUAGCCUGGGAAUUUACAAGGAGGGGGGAGGAGGAGAUCCCGUGGGAGGGACAGAAGACAUGAAAGAAUGCCCAUGCCCUUGCAGUCUGCCCAAACGCCAGUCGGCCACUUGUACCUGGGAGGCCAGGCCAAGCAGAGAAUCAGAUUCCUGAGAGGCCAGAGAGUCCUCAGGUCUAAUCUCAGUAAAAGCCAAGGCCUGCACGUCUUGUCCAUUUCUGUGUCCAUUAGGCCAGUGCAGUUAGAUAGGCCCUGCAUCUGUUCCAGGGAGCCUCCCACCCUUACUCCAGGGUACAUGGAGAGUCA
Molecule: messenger RNA, 1128 nt
Organism: Jaculus jaculus (lesser Egyptian jerboa)
Lineage: Eukaryota; Metazoa; Chordata; Mammalia; Rodentia; Dipodidae
Gene: C11H16orf90
Product: chromosome 11 C16orf90 homolog
Exons: 3
Coding region: 11-661 (216 amino acids)
Source: RefSeq, a predicted model, not a curated record